AUGUCGGGUUCAGCGCGCGUAUCGUCACCAGAUGGCACGGUGAAGAAAACGGACACCGUGGGCACUGUUGAGGAGCCCAACACGCUGAAAGGCUAUGGCUCUGUGCCGGGUGUCAUAGACGAGGUGACCCGAGUUGUCGACCACAAGGCUGAACGGCGUCUCUGUCGGAAGUUUGACUAUCGCCUACUCCCCAUCCUAGCGGUGAUGUACCUAUUCAAUGCCCUAGACAAGGGAAAUCUUGGAAAUGCAGAAACCGAUGGAAUGAGCAAGGAUCUGAACUUCAAGCCGAAUGAGUACAACCUCCUGUUAUCGAUUUUCUUUGUUCCGUUCGUGAUAUUUGCACCGCCCUUCUCAAUGCUUGGAAAGAAGUUCAGUCCAGCGCGCGUACUUCCGAUCUUGAUGUUCUCAUUUGGUUCCUUCACGAUGCUCUCCUCAGCCGCCUACAAUUUCAGCGGGAUGUUCGCCUUGCGCUGGUUCCUGGGAAUGUCUGAGGCUGCAUUUUUCCCACUGGUCAUCUAUUACUUGACCACAUUUUACCGUCGUGGCGAGCUGGCUCGUCGCCUGGCUGUUUUCUACGCUGCCUCGAACAUCGCAAACGCUUUCUCCGGGCUCAUUGCGUUCGGAGUGUUCCAGAUCAAAGGGUCUCGUAUUCCUAAUUGGCGCUAUCUUUUCAUUAUUGAGGGCGGCGUCACUGUUCUCUUCGCUAUAUUCGCAUUCUUUUAUCUCCCACGGAGUGCCGCAGAGGCGAAGUUCUUGUCUGAGGAGGAGAAGGCGCUAGCUUUCCACCGAAUUCAAGUCGACUCCAGUGCAGUAGUCAACGAGAAGUUUAACUUCCGCGAGGCUCUUGGCAUCUUCAAGCACCCCACCACAUACGCCUUCUUGUGUAUUGAAAUAUGUCUCGGUGUGCCUUUGCAAGGUGUCGCGCUCUUCAUGCCGCAGAUCGUCGGAGGGCUGGGUUAUCCCACCGUCAAGACCAACCUGUACACCGUUGCACCCAAUGUGACAGGAGCAGUGAUGCUGCUGGUGCUCGCCUUCUCCUCCGAUUGGACUAGACUCCGAUCGCCAUUCAUUGUUCUGGGUUUCCUGCUCACUUUCUCCGGGUUCAUGAUCUAUUCAUCCAUCGACGAUGUCCAGAGUGACAUCCAUGUCGCCUACUUCGCAACUUUCAUGAUGACUUGGGGAACGUCCGCCCCAUCCGUGAUGCUAAGCACUUGGUAUAAUAACAACAUCGCCCACGAGGGUCGCCGUGUACUAUUAACCAGUAUCGGCGUGCCUUUGGCCAACUUGAUGGGCUUGGUGAGCAGCAACUUGUUCCGGAAGCAAGAUGCUCCCAAGUAUACGCCCGCGCUGAUUAGCGUUGCUGCAUUCGGUGCUACUGGCGCUUGCUUGACGGCUGGUCUGGCACUCUACAUGUGGCUGGAUAACAAGCGACGCGACCGUAGUGAUGGAGUCACAAUUCGGGCACGGGAUAUUCCAACGGAGAGAAUGAGAGAUGGGCCGGCAUCUGCUGAGUUCCGAUGGUUUUUGUAG
Messenger RNA from Penicillium expansum, 1530 nucleotides. Its product is annotated as putative MFS transporter. The record is from RefSeq and is a predicted model, not a curated record. The coding region runs from base 1 to 1530 and encodes 509 amino acids. The transcript has 3 exons. Lineage: Eukaryota; Fungi; Ascomycota; Eurotiomycetes; Eurotiales; Aspergillaceae. Gene Ontology annotation, biological process: transmembrane transport. Gene Ontology annotation, cellular component: membrane. Gene Ontology annotation, molecular function: transmembrane transporter activity.